Macadamia integrifolia is the source of this 1492-nucleotide messenger RNA. RefSeq lists its product as uncharacterized. Gene Ontology annotation, biological process: positive regulation of transcription by RNA polymerase I; maturation of SSU-rRNA from tricistronic rRNA transcript (SSU-rRNA, 5.8S rRNA, LSU-rRNA). The record is from RefSeq and is a predicted model, not a curated record. Gene Ontology annotation, cellular component: small-subunit processome; t-UTP complex; 90S preribosome. Lineage: Eukaryota; Viridiplantae; Streptophyta; Magnoliopsida; Proteales; Proteaceae. The transcript has 7 exons. Gene Ontology annotation, molecular function: snoRNA binding. Bases 227 to 1162 code for a protein of 311 amino acids.
GCGAACGGCGAAAGGGAAACCCUAAUACCCGUCACCAGUCGGUUUGUACCGGCACUUCUCACUCAAAUAUGAACUCAGGACAGCAACUCCGCCAUGGUUCCUGACUCUCUGCAAAUUUGAGGUUUAGGGUUUAAGCAAAAUAAAGAGGAUUUCUAAGAAUUUUGCUGCAGAAACCUCACUAAGUGCUCUUAAACCUUUCUUCAAGUUCUCUCUCUCGGCUGCAAACAUGGCUACUUCAAUCGCUUCUCAGUUGCAGGUAAUCAGAUCCUACAUAAAAGCCGAUGCUGAGCCAACCAAAAGGCCCUUUACUCGACCAUCCAUCAUCUUUAAUCCAAAAGAAGCUGCCGACAUUGAUCUUGAUACUGUUCUCUCCAUUGCCCUCUCAGGUUUGGAGGUUCUCAUCAACACGGAUGAGCGUUUUAGAAGUUAUAAGAACGACCUCUUUAGUCACAAGAGUAGAGAGUUGGAUAGAGAGUUGAUGGGCGUAGAGGAGAACAACCGCAUCAAUUUAUCUAUUAGUUCGUUCCUUAGGUUACUUUCUGGGCAUCUUCAGUUGCAUUCUGCCCUCAAGACGCUCGAAUAUUUGAUUCGCAGAUACAAGGUUCAUGUGUACAACACCGAGGAGCUGAUACUCUGUUCAUUGCCUUACCAUGACACCCACGCUUUUGUUCGGAUUGUGCAGUUAUUGGACUUAGGAAAUAGUAAAUGGAGAUUUCUUGAAGGUGUCAAAACUUCUGGUGCACCGCCACAGAGAAAGGUUGUAGUGCAGCAAUGCAUCCGUGAUAUGGGGGUAUUGGUGGCGAUAUGCAACUAUGCAUUGCCUGUGAAGAAGCAUCAACCUUCAAGACCAGUGGUUGGUUUUUGUACGGCGGUUGUGAUUGAGGUUCUUGGUUCCAUGCAAAUCAUUGAUACUGAUGCAGUCCAGAAAAUCAUUCCUUUUGUUCGUUCUGGCCUUCAACCCGCCAUAAAAUGUGGACCCGAUCACAAGGCUGGGACAUUGAUGAUAGUUGGUUUACUGGCAAGUAAAGCAAUGUUAAGUCCUGAGCUUAUAAAAAAUUUGAUUGUAUCCAUUGCUGUGGUAGCUCGAGAGGAUGCAAAAGAAUCGGCCGACUUGGCAUGGCUUCGUAUGUCUCUCAUGGCUAUAAUCAACAUUGUUCAGUAAGAAGGCCAGCAACAAAUAAUGCCAUCAAAUUGGACCAAGAAUGGAUUAAUAGGCUUAAUUUGAGUGCUCAAUGGGUUGUAUGGCAAUGGGCUUUACUAUUGUCAUGGGAUGAUUCUAUAAGCCCAAAUAUUAUGGAUUUAAGCCAUAUACAGGAUUAAGAAGGUAGUUUUUAUUUUGUAAUAUUCUAGAUUAGCUUUCUAUUUUGAAGAAUACUUGAGUUGUAAAAGAUUAACCACCCUACAGCACAUUGGGGUUUCCUGUUUUGCUGGUUUCCAUGAAGUUAUAAAUGAAGAGUAGAGGAUUAUACCCACUACCAACGAUUUGAGUAAU